CAGGACCGAGUGCUCAGUGUGCUCUGCUUUGGGUGGAAAAAAAAAAAAAGCCAGCUCCAAACAAAGAGCAGCCCCGGUCCCGCCCGCCCCGGGCCUGUGGGCGCGUCCCCCAGUCUGAGUGAGAGGGGCAGCCAGCAGCCACCGAGGGCCUGUGGGCAAGGAGCGCAGGGUGGAGCGGGCAGCUGUGGCCAGGACAGCCACAAUCACUGCUCCGGAUUCCCGAUCCCUCGCAGCAUCCAGCCUGGCGGUUUUGGCCGGGUCCAGCCACCAUGGCACACUGCAAAUCAGAGCAGGAUGACUGGCUGCUGGCCCACCUGAAAUACCUGCUCUUCAUCUUCAACUUCUUCUUCUGGGUAGGUGGGGCAGCCGUCAUGGCCGUGGGUAUCUGGACACUGGUGGAGAAGAGCGGUUACCUCAGCAUCUUGGCCUCCAGCACGUUCGCUGCCUCUGCCUACAUCCUCAUUUUCGUUGGUGGUCUUGUCAUGACGACUGGCUUCCUGGGCUUUGGGGCCAUCAUCCGGGAGCAGAAGAGCUGCCUCUCCACAUAUUUCUGCCUGUUGCUGGUCAUCUUCCUUGUGGAGCUGGUGGCAGGGGUCCUGGCACAUGUGUACUACCAGAGGCUGAGUGACGAGCUGAAGUGGCACCUGAACAGCACCCUGACUGAGCACUACGGACAGCCCAGGGCCGCAGAGAUCACAGCCUCGGUGGAUCGGCUACAGCAGGACUUCAAAUGCUGUGGCAGUAACAGCUCAGCCGACUGGCAGCACAGCGCGUACAUCUUGUCUCAGGAAGCCCUGGGUCGCCAGGUGCCUGACAGCUGCUGCAAGACAGUGGUGGCCCGCUGUGGUCAGCGAGCCCACCCCUCCAACAUCUACAAGGUAGAGGGAGGCUGUAUGGCCAAGCUGGAACAGUUCGUGGCUGACCACCUGCUGCUCAUGGGAGCGGUGGGUAUUGGGGUAGCCUGUCUUCAGAUCUGUGGGAUGGUCCUCACCUGCUGCUUGCACCGAAGGCUCCAGCAACAAUUUUAUUAAAGGAUACCCAUGUACCCUGCUGACUGGCCCACCCAAGGGACCACAUCUCCACUUCCUGAACCAGGCCUGCAAAGUCAUCGCUGGGGCCGUGGACUCGCUCCACCCUAUGCAGAGGCCACCAAAUGCCUGUGGCUGUGGUUCCUGUGUAUCUCAACCGGGCAGGGGCCUCAGCUCACCCCUCCAUUCCUAAGGACUCAGCCACUGCCAGAAUCCUUGCCAAGGGAUGGUCCUGGCCAGAGGCAGCCAGAGCCCUUUGCCAGGCACUGGGACGCUGUGGACUACAGGGAGUCCAGAGCUCAUCUCCCUCUGAUCCAUCUCAGUGUCUGAGUCUGGGAUAGAAGGCCGUCGGAUGGUCCCUCUGAGAGUCCUAUAGGGCUUGGCGUGUGAUUCCCACUGGCAUGUGGCCCCAGGCUGGCUCUCCUUUGGGAAAACCGGCACUUUGGGCAGACCAAGUUAGCUCAGCCUUUCCCAAAACCUGGCUGGUUUUUCAAUCUCUCCGCAGAAUAGCUGGCCAAGUCCUUCCUGUAAGGCAUGGGGCAGAAGUGAUCAAAGGUGGGGCAUCUUAAGGUAGCUGUUGAAGCCAACAGCACAGGGCACUAAGGAAGCAGGUUGGUCACAACACCUGGGAGAGUCACACGAUGGUCACAAUCCCCAGCCUCUGGUCCUGUUCCCAGGCUUGACUUCCAAAAUGUCAGGCUUAAAAUGUUAGUGAAUGUAAAACUAUCCCCUCCCCGAGAGGGGGGGGGCACACCACAGUCUCAGCUGCCAAGGAGAGGACGCUACAAGGAAGGAGGAACUCUGCCUGCCCCCCAUUUCCUGGUGCCUUUGUGACCUCACUGUUUCUCUUCCAUGAGUUCUCCACUUCCUUGUCCACUGUGCUGGAGUAGAUGCUGGCCCGUCCUUCAUUCCUCUCUUUAGUCACAGAAUGACACAGGAGAUUCAGGGAGAGCUCAUGUGUUAAAAGACACGGAAAGAAAAUUCUAGAAAAAUCAAAGGUUGAUAGUAGGUAUCAUAGACAACCAUAGGGACCCCCCCCCCCCUGUGAUUAUUAUUACUGUAGGCAGCUUUGCACACCAGGGCUCCACUCCCAGCUUCAGUCUUCCCUGCUUGGGUCCUGCUCAUCUCUACAAUAACAAACCUCAGCUCCGACAUGAACCAGCAGCGUCUUGUUGACAAAACAGCGCCCAACUGGUCGUCUACCUGGCUCAGUUCUCACUGUGGUGACCCCAGAUCCUGCUGAGCUGGGUCGAUUGUUGGAGAGAGAUGAGUUCCCACCCACACAUGGGUGGACUAAGGGCCACUGGUUGCAGUCACCAGCACAGGUGGAAUUCCACAUGCAGGGCAGGAAGUAGCUGUGUGCACAAAGGGAACAUCAGGCUCUCGGGACAGCCUCCUCCACGCUGGCGUUCUCCAGGGGCUACUCAGAGCCUGGACUGGCUUAUAUCCACCUGAAGGACCAACAGUAAGAAGACACUCACUCCCAACAAUCCCAGACUACACUACAUACGGCUCAGAGAAAACCUCAGCCACCCUCCACCUUCCCAGGAUUCACGCAGAUACUCAGACUGGCUGUGGUUCCGAAGCUUGUAGAUGGAGGAUGGAGAGGAAAAGUGGUGGGGUCCAGGCAAUGUUCUUCCCAAAAAGGCACUGAGGGAGGUGACAGUGUGCAAAGGGAUACUGUGGCCUCCAGCAUCUACUUUGGUGGGCUCAUCAGGGAGAUGAGGUCAGAGGUGAUAAGCAGCCACUGUUGGUACAGACUUGAUGCAGAGGUAGUCCAAGAGAGCAUGAGGCAUCCGCUCAGUCAGAGCCCCAGAGUGAGCAGACAGCCCCAAAUGUGACUACCUUGACCAUACAUCAGCUUUGGUGACAAGAUGGGAUGAGAGGAUAUGAAGCACAUAGUAGGCCAGGUUCGUUCCAGCAGCUGCAAAGGCUGGAGCCAAGUCUGUAGUGAGGUGUCCCCAACAGAUUCAUGCCAGAGUAUUUCUUCCUAUUUCCCACUCAGGGACAGGACCCUGUUCCGAGGUUAUCGGUCUGGAUUUCUUAGAGAAAGGGAAGGACACACCUGUAGAAUGUCACCCUCAGUCCUGGGUCAGCACAAAACAUACUGGGGUCCCAUGCCAGGCCCUGAACUUGGUGUAGCUCAAGCCAGUGGAACCUCAUUCUAAGCAUAUAAGUGAGCCACCAUUCCCUAAGCUCAAAGUGGCCACCUCGAAAACACAGCCUACCCCUAAAUCCCCCAGUGACCAGUAUUGGGGAACAAGGAUGGACCUUAGUCUAUGACAAGCAGAUGAGGUGUCUCCAUGCAUUUGUCCUUUUCCCUCCCCAACAGUGCAUCCCCACCCUCAUCCCAUAGCAUCGUUGGCAUGUAUAUAUUCUUUACUAUGUUAUUCAUAGUGACACCAACGGAAUGUGCUAUAGCCCCCAUUCUGUUGAUGAAGAAACUAAGGCUUGGACAAGCUGGACAUCAGUGGUGAUUGCUGUUGCCAUGGCCCCAGUCAGGUGGACCUAAAGAAAUCUUGUCUGGGUGCCUCUCCUUCCCAGCAUCAGCUGCCACAGCUGCCAGGGAGGUAUUCAGGAGCAGAGUGUCCUAUGUGGUGUGGCCAAGUAGUGGCAGCCUUGACACCUCCCAGGUUGGAUGGGAGCAUCCUGCAUGGCCGAUCCCAGCAGCUUUCUGUUGAAGCAGACACCUGUCUCAUUUUGGAACGACAACCAGGUCCUCUAGAGCAACUAAGAAGGUCAGGGCUCAUAGGAAUGGCUCGGAGCACACUCCGGGGUCCUUCAGAACCAUGAUACUGAGAACAGGGCCUGUCUUAGAGAUCAGUCUCCAUAAAGAUGGGAGUCAUACCAUGUGGGGAUCACACUGUAUCCACUCAGAGUCACCCAGGCAUGGAGGUGCCCUGGAUGUUGGCGCUGAGACUCCCCUCAGGCCAGGCUCUCCUCUACCUUCUUGCCCAGCUCCCAAGCUCCUAUUCUGAUUAUUUGUUGUUUCUGAGUGGACACAAGGUGAUUUUUGUCCUGAGUGCCUUCACCCUUCACAUGGCCAUGGGGGCUCAGCUCCUAAAGGUGCCGGAUGUGGGGGUACGCACAGCAGGCCAGUGUGAUGAGCCGCUUUGAGCUCAGAAUCUGCCUCUCUGGACAGCUUCCAAGGUUUUAAAUAAAUGGAUCAGCUAGAACCUGC
Messenger RNA from Mus caroli (Ryukyu mouse), 4209 nucleotides. It is a transcript of the gene Tspan11, whose product is annotated as tetraspanin 11. Lineage: Eukaryota; Metazoa; Chordata; Mammalia; Rodentia; Muridae. The record is from RefSeq and is a predicted model, not a curated record. Gene Ontology annotation, cellular component: plasma membrane.